GAUUUGCUAAUAAACUAGUCAGUAUAUAAAAGCACAUGUCUCGUACAUAACAUCAGUCGAUGAAAUAAUCAUCAAUUAUGUCUCGCACUAGUUUCAUAUUACUUGUGGUUAUUGGAGUUCUUUGCAGCAUGACUGCUGCACAACAAUUCAAUUUGACAAACUAUUGUUCAGAACCAAACCCAGACUGGACCAAUUGUUCAAUAGCAUGUCUAUCUACUUGCACUUACGUGCCUAAAAUGCUCUGCAUUCUGCCAUGUGUGAUCGACUGUCAAUGCAACAUACAAGAACAAGAACUCGUCAAUUCAGAUGCUUCAUGUGUGCCUCCGUUAAAGUGUUAGAAAUUAAUCGAUAUAUUGAAGGAUGUAUUUUGCUGAUGUAUUUUGUUUAACACUUUAUGAUUCUUUGUUUCACUAACAUUUUUGUAAAAAUUUUAAUUAAAAAUCAUGUAUGUCAAUAUGACGGUAUUAACAUGUGUAUUAGUUAAUGUAAUAUAAUUGUUGUUUGCUUAUAUAUUUACUGAUUAAUAAUAAAUAAGCAGU
This is a messenger RNA of Pogonomyrmex barbatus (red harvester ant), 539 nucleotides long. RefSeq names its product chymotrypsin inhibitor-like. NCBI's taxonomy places the organism in Eukaryota, Metazoa, Arthropoda, Insecta, Hymenoptera, Formicidae. The record is from RefSeq and is a predicted model, not a curated record.